Molecule: messenger RNA, 1011 nt
Organism: Striga hermonthica
Lineage: Eukaryota; Viridiplantae; Streptophyta; Magnoliopsida; Lamiales; Orobanchaceae
Source: the annotation of a GenBank genome assembly
AUGGUGAGACUGAUCGGCCCCGCAAAAGCGAAGGCGACUGUGCUGGAGGAUCUGAUAGAGAGCGCCGGCGGCUGCGCCAUCGUGGACGGGGGUUUCGCCACCCAGCUCGAGAAACACGGCACCUCCAUUAAUGAUCCUCUGUGGAGCGCGCUUUGUCUUAUCAAAGACCCUCAUCUAAUUAACAGGGUUCAUUUGGAGUAUUUGGAAGCAGGUGCCGAUGUUAUAGUAACGUCGUCGUAUCAGGCUACUAUACCAGGAUUUGUAUCCAGGGGAUUGUCUACAGAGGAAGCAGAGUCAUUGCUUACUAAAAGUGUGAAAAUUGCCACCGAGGCCCGAGACAAGUUUUGGGCCUCGGUAAAGCGGAGAUCUGUAGGUAAGUACAACCGGGCUCUGGUUGCCGCCUCUAUUGGGAGCUACGGCGCCUAUCUUGCUGAUGGUUCUGAGUACAGUGGGAACUAUGGUCCAAAAGUAACUUUGGAGAAAUUAAAGGAUUUUCAUAGGAGGAGGCUUCAAGUUCUUGUGAAAGCAGGCCCAGAUUUGCUUGCUUUUGAGACCAUUCCUAACAAAUUAGAAGCUCAGGCUUGUGUUGAGUUGCUCGACGAAGAAAAUGUCGAGAUACCAUCUUGGAUUUGCUUUAGCUCUGUGGACGGUGAAAAUGCUCCUUCAGGUGAAAGCUUUGCGGAAUGCCUCGAAGUAAUCAACAAGAGCAGUAUAGUACGUGCGGUUGGAAUAAAUUGUGCCCCGCCCCAUUUUAUCCUAAGCCUAAUCCACAGAUUCAAAGAGUUGACUAGUAAAGCAAUUGUUGUGUACCCCAAUAGUGGAGAGAUAUGGGAUGGGGUUGCUAAAAGAUGGCUGCCAUCAAAAUGUUUUGAUGACGACAAAUUCGAGAUAUUUGCGGGAAAAUGGAGGGAUGCCGGAGCCCAAAUCAUUGGUGGUUGCUGCCGGACAACGCCAUCUACAAUUCAGGGGAUUUCUGAAGUUCUGAAGGAAGGAAAGUGGUUUUUAGAAUGA